GUCCUCUCCCCCUUCCCCGCUCUCUUCUUCGCGAGCAUAACCCUAACCUUUGAUGAGAAGGAGGGGCGAUCGGAGAUGGGGAACCGGAUGUGCCGCAGCCGUCGAAGGCCGGUGGAGGAGCGGCUCACGCGGCCGCAGCGGCUGGUCCGGCAGCCCUCCGACGUGGACUACAAGAAGCUUCGCAAGCUCAUUCUAUCCCACAAGCUCGCCCCCUGCUUCGACGCCCUCGAUGAUCCUGACCUCGGUGACUUCGAGGAGUGUCCCAUCUGCUACUUUUAUUUUCCGAGCUUAAAUCGGUCCAGGUGUUGCUCGAAAGGAAUUUGUACGGAGUGUUUUUUGCAGAUGAAACCGUCUGAUUUCACCCGCCCAGUGCUCUGCCCAUUCUGCAAAACUGCCUACUAUGGAGUUGAGUAUCGUGGUGCCAGAACCAUGGAAGAGAAAGCCCUUGAACUAGCCGAAGAGCAGAAGAUUAUUGAGGCAAAAAUAAGGAUGCAUUGUGAAUCUCAAAAUGCGGUUCAAGUUAUGCCCGCAGAUCAAACUUGUUCUCUCUUGGAAGUGGGGGGACCAUCUAGUGGACCAGAUUAUGGUAGAGUCACAUCAGAUCUAGGAUGCAGCUCCUUAACGCAAGAAAGCUUUGAUGGGGAUACUUCCUCUGCUCCAAAUGCUUGCAGAAGGCAUGAAGAAUUGGGUAUGGAUCUUGAGGAAAUCAUGGUGAUGGAAGCUAUAUGGCAAUCUCUUCAGGAUUCCAGAUUUCAUCCAAGUAGGACCAAUCAAACUUCAGGAUCAAAUGCUAUAGUUGGACUUGAUGGUGGAAUACAAGAGACAGAUACUACUAUGAGUUGUUUAUUAUCUACUGAUCAAGUAGAGUUCUCUUACUGAGAUUCCUUGGCUGAGGGAGUCACAGUUGACAGUAGUCAAACAGGGUAUUCUGCAGCAACAUAUUUGUGAAUCAGAUUGUGAAAGAAAUCAGAACAAUUCAGACCCAUCAGAGUGUUUGCUUAAUUCUUUUGAUUUGGGUGGAGGCAUUAUAGCAGUGCAUAUUGAUGCUGGGUCUAGAGGUCAAGCAGUAUAUCUUCCACGUCUGGCGCAUAUCAUGGGCACAUACUUCAUCUAGAUGACAUGGCAGGGAACUGUUCUCAGAUUUCAGGUCCAACCAUAUUUGAACAGAUAUUUUAGCGAAUGGUCGAAUACUUAAUAUUUCUGUAUCUUUCUUCUUUCUCCUGUCUUGAAUUUUAUAUUCAGAUUUGUCUUCUCUCUUCAUCGAGCUGAAUGUUUGCAUUGUGAGAAAUAAUUAUCCAUAGAUGAUGUAAAGGGAUC
Messenger RNA from Elaeis guineensis (African oil palm), 1317 nucleotides. Its product is annotated as E3 ubiquitin-protein ligase GW2. The record is from RefSeq and is a predicted model, not a curated record. Lineage: Eukaryota; Viridiplantae; Streptophyta; Magnoliopsida; Arecales; Arecaceae. Gene Ontology annotation, cellular component: cytoplasm.